This is a messenger RNA of Cyphellophora attinorum, 2298 nucleotides long. RefSeq lists its product as uncharacterized. Lineage: Eukaryota; Fungi; Ascomycota; Eurotiomycetes; Chaetothyriales; Cyphellophoraceae. The record is from RefSeq and is a predicted model, not a curated record. Bases 1 to 2298 code for a protein of 765 amino acids. The transcript has 3 exons.
AUGGCCAGCAUCCUGCUGGCUACAUUUUUCCUCACAGUGUUUGCUUCUGCGCAAGAGUCGUGUAAUGGUCUCAGUCCAAUUUAUGUCGACUUCCACGAUCGGAAUGUGAACAACACGGAGACACGAAUACAGUACGGUCUCUUUAUUGGCGUCGGCACGCCCUUUCAAAAUCAGAGCUUGUGGCCUAGCAUACGGCGGAAUGAGACGACAUUCAGCGGACCGGACUACUGUGGUAGCAACAGCAGCGAUCUGUGCAUGCAGCAGACACAUGGGACAUACAGAACGGAGGACUCUCAGACUUUUGAAAGCGUCUCAUUUGAGGUCAGAGACAAGAACCUCAGCAUCGCGCCCGCCGAUGUAGCGGCGAUGGGCAAUGAUACGCUACGAAUAUACGAGCAUUACUUCGACCCAUCACCACCCAUGCUCCACAACAUCACUGACUUUCCAGUGACUGAAUUGACCGACUACAAGUCUAAUCGGUCGUCGUGGUACGGUCCGUCUGGUCAGCUUGGUCUGGGCGCCGAUGCACCCAUCUUGUCACGUCUAGUUGAACAGGGUGCUAUCAGCACGCGCUCCUUUGGGCUCUAUGUUGGGACCGCCUAUCCUCGCGCUGGCGGUGCCAUCAAUGGCUCGCUGACACUUGGGGGAUUCGACUCCGGCCGACUUGAAGGCGAUGCAUACAACUAUACCCUUACGACGGACUAUGACGCCGGUGCUGGGGAGACACCCUUUCGUGUGGAAGUCCAGAGCGUGGUUCUCAACGACUUGAGCGACAACAAUUCCUCCACGACACUAAGCUCAGAACCUUUUGAUGCUUUUCUUACUACUGAUCAGUACAGCAUGAGCUUCCCUCAGUCUAUCACCGACGCAUUUCUGAAACGAACUUCCACUGACCCUGAGGUUCGCGAGAAUGAUUUCUCGGAACCAUCACUCUACCUCCCGGAGACGGCGAACUUUAGUCUGACAAUCAAUCUAUCGUCAGGACUGCGUGUCAUAAUCCCUCCUGAAGAACUGAGAAACGUGUCCAACGCCAGUCCGAUCUCUCCACCAACAUUGCUCUCCUCCAGUGCCAACUCCACGACUAGUUUAUCCGGCCCUCCACUUCUCGGGUCGUCUUUCCUCGCCCAUCUCUACCUAUCAGUAAACUAUGAUGCAGAGCCAUCACCUGCGUUCUAUCUGAAUGACGCACGACCUCACGGGCCAUACGUCAUGACGCAGCCGCUGUGCGCUUCAGACAGUGUUCCUGUAGGCGUAGAACCCGUCAAGGUAUCGAGCUGGAGCCGUAAAGGUACGAUUGGUGCUGUGCUCGGAGGCGUGAUCGGCGGAGUUGCCCUUGUCGUUGUUGCGUGGUGGUGUUGGGUCGGACAGCGGUGGCGGCGGUUGCGGCGGCAGUCGAACCUCGACGACGCCAGUUCUGGAAAAGAUUUCACGAAGUGGACCGGCGAUCCGGAACAAGAUGCGCUGAAUGAAGCUUUGGUAGGCGAAACGGGAGGGAAACGGGCAAAGGCUGCAGCGUUUCUGACUGGUGGCCGCAGAGGCGCAGGCAAGGGUAAGGGAAGAUCGCUUGGAGAAAGAGCAUAUGCAGUGGCGGAGCAGGACUUGCAUACAAGGGACGGGAGCGAGAGCUCGGAAAGUGAGGACAGCCACGAAAUGCAGCGCUUUGCGGCAGUGACCGUGCCCGCAGCAUAUGCACACCCAAGUCAGCCACAACCACAGCAGCGUGUGGAGAAUCCUUCGCGAUACUAUGCGAAGACACCGCCAGCUCACCCGGAGAGCACAGACACACAGCUGUACAGGUCAUUCAGCUAUGAAGAACAGCCUCAGUCCACAGUCAUCGGCCAGGCUAUUACCACGCCGCCGCCCGGAUCUGCGCCCUCAGAAAAUGCCCACGGGUUGACGACACCAACACAUACCCUCCGCUCGAUCUCUCCAGUCUCGCCAAUUUCACCACUCCUACCAGAUACGCCACCGCAGCAUUCAUCGAUCUUGCCGCCGAGUAACGGCGAGGCGUUCCCAUUCACUCUGCCGCCCCUCGCUUUCGCAACCUCGGGUACGGCACCACAAGCGAAUGGAUCACAAGCAUUAUCUAAUGGUGGCACAGAGCUUGGCAAAGUUCGAACUCUUGACCAGAGCCCAGAUUUCGAUGCAGAUCUGAACUUCGAUCUGGCGACGAUACCUCUGAGCCCGAGUUUGGUCAACACGAAUACAAAUUCGAGCUUAGAUCGCACCGGAAGUGCGAGUCCGUGGACAUAUACUGGGGAGGCUAGGAUUGGACGGCGAGUGAGGGUGGGUGAAUGA